Molecule: messenger RNA, 2629 nt
Organism: Chara braunii
Lineage: Eukaryota; Viridiplantae; Streptophyta; Charophyceae; Charales; Characeae
Source: the annotation of a GenBank genome assembly
GGUCAUGAGAUUUCUGUGGAGGAUUGAAGCCUGAUGACGCGAAGGUGGCCAACAUUCGUGACUGGCCGCGUCCUCAGUCUGUGACUAAGAUGAGGUCUUUCUUAGGGAUGACCGGCUACUAUCGCAAUUUUGUGAAGAACUAUAGCAUAGUUGCCGCUCCUUUGACGAACCUGACCCGCCUUGACACCCCAUGGGAGUGGACAGACAGGUGUGAGGCUGCUUUCAGACAUCUGAAGCAUGCGUUGACACACCACGAGGUUUUGAAACUUCCUGAUCCCAAUAAGCCGUUUAUAGUAACCACGGAUGCUAGCCAAUAUGGCAUAGGCGCCGUGCUCGUGCAACAGGAGGGGCCAAAGUUUAGGCCAGCCGAGUACAUGUCAAAGAAGAUGUCGUCUCAGAAGUUGGCUAAGUCCACUUAUGAGAAAGAGCUCUACGCGAUCUACAAGGCAUGGGCCCAUUGGAGACAUUAUCUCCUUGGGAGGUUCUUCAUCGUCAGGACUGAUCAUCAGACCCUGAAAUGGAUGAGAACCCAACCAGUGCUCUCCGAUGCAUUGAAGCGCUGGAUCGAAGUCAUUGAACAGUAUAACUUCGAACCAUGGUAUCUCAAAGGGGAGUACAACAAAGUUGUUGAUGCCUUGUCGCGCAGGCCUGACUUCUCGGGUGCGCUGAUUACUGAGUUCGAGCUCACGGACAAUGUCACUCGCUCGUUGGUGGAAGCCUAUCGCGAGGACCAGUUCAUGUCUGAGAUCAUACACAGACUCGAGGCAAAGGACAAGGUGACUUCUGCCAAGUUUGAGUUGGUCAACGACUUGCUGUUGAGAAGGCUGGGAAUAAACGGAACGCAACUGCAGAUGACAUCAGAAAACCAUACCGAGGCGAAUGGGCAAGCAGAACAGUUGACCGCGCUUCGUGAGAGGCAGGACCCGGCGAGGAGUAGUAGCCGGGAAGAUCGCAGGGAGGAUGAUGCACGUCGUGGACCGCAGACCUGCUACGGCUGCAGAGUGGUUGGACAUUACCGUACGGAGUGCUGGAGGUACUGGACUGAUCCAGUUCCCCGACGUCGGAUGGAAGCGGAUGGGUACGUAUGUCCUACCGAAUUCAAUUCGAGGACUGGUGCUCCAUCACCGCCUAGGGACCGAGCGCAACCACCACAGGUGGUGGAAGCGACAGCACAGAAUCGCUUGGAGGAACUCGGACGUACGGUGGCUUCCGUGCAAGAGUUCGUUGAGAUGGAACGCGCUCGAAGAGCUGAGAGAGAGCAACUGCGCCGUGAGCGCGACGAAGGAAGGCUGGCCGAGGAGGCGGCCCGUGCGGCUGAAGUGGAGCGUGCGGUACGUAAAGCUGAAAAGCUCCGCAAGCGUGAGGAGGAGCAGUUAGCGAUGGCUAAAGCAGUGGAAGUACAGCUUUCCGUGCGUUUGGGUGACAUCCGGGAGGAGAUAAAGACUGAGGUUCGUAAGGCAUUAUCUAGCUCCUUGGCUAAACAACAAGUGACGGAGGCGGUGAUUGCUAAAGGCAAGGAGAAAGUUGUAGCGAUCGAGGAUCUUCCAUCGACUUCCGGAACAUCGAGCGAAGUGGAGGUCAUCACGGAGGGCACUGGUAAUCUCUCGCUUCAGGAGAAGGGUAAACGUGGCGAAGAUGUGCCUGUGACCACUCCGGCGAAGCGUACCAGUAAGCGAUCAGGCAUUCGACCGGUGCGCCUAUCGGAGCGCCUACAACGUACUCGGACUAAGAUCUCGGUCCGUCGACCAGCAAGAUGCGGAGCCACUAAAGCGCUCACCGCUAUGAAACCACCUGCGAGAGACACUAUGAUGGAACGAAUGCUGUUCCUCGAUAGUACUCGGAGGGAGCUCUCCAAGAUGGACUAUGAUACUCUGCAUGCGAUCUGUCGAGAGGAGGGGGUGAAUUAUGCUACGAAGGUACAAGCGAUAUUCGAUGUCGCGGAUCGGCGCGUGCAGGUACGUUUUGGGGAAGCAUUACCAGAUUUCAGUAGUGGCGAGAACGUGGAGGAUGAUGUGGGACAUUCGGGGAAUGAUGAAACCGAUUGCGGCGGUCAACCCUGAUCUGGGUUAACAACAACGCAAUGGGUGUUGAUCUCGGAUGUUAUCGAGUGCUUUCGGUAGGAUUUUGACGAGACCGUGGAUGGGAUUUUUUGCCUAUUGACUUUGUUGUUAGCUUUGCGCGAACGCCUUCGCUGGCUUUCGAAGUGUGUUGACUCAUGGCUUAAAUUGUUCCGGUGCUUCGGUUUGGAUUUUCUUAAGCAGCCGGGGUGCGUGUAUGUGGUAACCUCUACUAGGUGUAAGUCGCAGUAUGUUGGGCAGACAUCGCGGUUACCAGUUGUGAGGUGGAAGGAACAUUUGUCUGUUUGUAGGAGGAGUGCCAAGAAGUUGCACCUGUAUAGAUGGUGGAAGUGUUUUGGUCACGAAUCAUAUUGCUUGUUGCCUGUGGAAAUUGUGGAGAUUGAUGAUUUGGUUACCGUCGAGUCUGUUUAUAUUCGACAAUGGAGCCCGUUUCUGAAUACUGCAGGAGUUACUCUGCAGUCAUCUAAGAAUUGUCGGAGAGGUAAGAAGGAACAUACAAGACAGACGAGAAAGGCUGGUGGGGAGCAAGAUAACAAACGUUCCAUUAACCC